ACGCGCCAAAAAAAAAACCGACUGGCAACGCUAUAGUCCAUAAAAAACAGCGUUUGCCAACACUAAAUCUCGCCUUAGCCGAUUUUCCACUUUUAAACACUGAAGUAGCUAGAUAGCCUUUUUUAGCACAGUUUUGCAACACUAAAAACUGAACGUUAUCGCUAACACAUGUUCGCAAAGCAGCACCGACAACAAUAAUAGAGCAUAUGUUGUAAACUAUUUAUUAAAAUAUAUGUAUAUAUAUGUAAAUAUAUAUCUAUGCAAAAUUGCUGAUAAGGAAUGAUCAAUUCUCAGUGAAUUUACCGAAUUCUCUUACCCCUUUACCGUUAGAAGUGGCAACAAUAAAGCAAUAAAUUUGACAAAGAUACGUUUUUAAUUGAAAUUUAUUCAUUGUGUGUGUUUGAGUGUGUUUUCGCGACCAUUGGGGGUUGGUGAGUGGCGUAGAUUUGUCGUCGUUUCCGUUCUCUCUCUUAGUGCCCCCUGUUAUUUGUCCACAAAAUCCAUCAUUGAAUUAAUCGGAGAGGCCGAGGCAGCAAAAAAAAAAAAAAACUAUAACCAUGUUAAUUGAAAGCAAUAAAUGUGCCUAAAACAUUCGCAUUGACCUCAAACGUUCAAUAGAAGGAGACGAGUGCAAAACAUACAAGCUCCCAAUUCAACCAAGCGAAAUGGAGGACGAACUUAGUCUGGACCUAAAUAAUGAAAAGAAGGUUUUGUGCGAGAAGAUUAUCAGGGAUAUUAAUGCAGUGUUUCUGCGGGAUGCCGAUUUGGCGUCGUUUGAGAUCAUACCCAAGGAAACGAAUUGCAAUAAAUCGCCUGUAAUUCAUGUGGAUCACAAUCUUGGACUGGAGUCAUGGUGUGCCCAGCAUGUGUACGAUCAUGCGCAUCGUACACUCAUCUCACAUCGUCGUCAGACCUGUCAGCAACAAUUAAGGAUACUGCAACAGCAGCAGCAGAGCGACACCUUGGCCAAGUAUCUAAAUGUGGCGCUUCUAAUCAAUCCAGAUGUGACCACAUUUUGGCAUAUACGUCGCCAGCUUGUACAAAAAAACCGUUUGAGCAUUAACAAGGAACUGCAAUUCUCUGCUCUGGUACUGUCCAUUAAACCCAAAUCAAAUGAGGCAUUUGCUUACCGUCGCUGGCUGUAUUCCUUUCAAAGUGCCGAUGCCAUUGAUUGGCCCCAUGAAAUCAGCAUUUGUGAACGAUCAGCAGAUCGUUGUGCCAGCAACUAUCAUGCCUGGUCCCAUCGCCAAUGGGUGCUGCAGAAUGCCCCUUGUUUGCUUCAAUCGGAAUUAAUGCGCACCGAGAAAUUCAUGCGUAAACAUAUUAGCGAUUACAGCUGCUAUCACUAUCGUCAAGUGCUACUGAGUCGGGCAUAUGAGUUGUGCUUCUUUAUGCCCGACAAAUUUGGUAGCCUUCUCGAGCUCUUCAAGCAAUAUGACUUGCAAGUGGAGGCCAAUGAGAAGAGUGUUUUCCAAUUAUUGCUACCGCAAAUAAAUCAAAAUAGCAUUAGUGAUCAGCGUAUGCGUUCCUUUUUGUAUUGCUGCAAUGUGGCUGCCCAUGAUAUGCAUUUGUGUGCACAACAGCGACGAGUCUAUGGGCCACGUGACUGUUUUGAUUUACAUCGAAGAGCAUCGCUUAAAUUCAUUGUGGAACAAUGUGUGCGUUUGGCUAGUGGAUUAAAUCUAGAGCAUGGUGGUCUCUACUUGCCGGAACAAAAACACGAAUUGCGAACCCAUCUUAGCCAAUUUAAUUUCGAGAAACAUCCGUUUUUGGACGCAAUACGAAAAGCAGAAUCACAUUUGGGUGAUAGACAUCAACGUUGGUGCAAUUUGCAUUUGAAUUUUAAUUAUCCAGAUGCUGUGGGUGUUUAGAAUAAUUCAUUCUGCCGGAAGUGGAGGCUGUUUUGUUUGUUACGAUAUAUUUAAACGCACAUAUUCCUGAUCAAAUUGUAUGCUAAGACUUCUUUCAAUGAGAAAAUGUAGAAUUGUUGUACAUAUGUGUAUAUAUACUAUAUUAUAUACAUACACGCUCCUCCUUUGGAAAGAUUGUCAUCCAAGAUAUACAUUUUUCCCUUAAUUUUCUAUCUAUCACUGUAAAUCAUCUCGUUGACACAAUUAUGUUUUUUGUUUUUACAAAUGAAUGAGAGGUCUUUUUUUUUUUGAUAUAAAAACAAAUCGAACCUUGUACCCACUUGUUAAGCUCAAAUGUUAUUAAUAUAAAAUACUAUCAUUGUAUGUGUGAGAUGGCACGCGCGUGUGUUUCUGCGUGUGUGUGUGUGAAUGUUUAAACUUGUUAUUAGACAGUAAUUGAAAUUGAAAGAAAAAAAAGGAACAAUUACUCAAUUUUUAGUAAAAUUCUUAGCAAACUAUAUAUAUAAUAAUUAAGGACAAAGACAUUUAAAUGGAGAAGAAAAACACACACAUUUAAAGACGUUAACACAAAAUCAUCUACUUUAGAGUCCUAAGAGUUCCCCUAAAGAAAGAGUCCAAUCGAUCCAAAGAAAUAAUUUAAAAUUAAUAAUAAUAAAACGCAACAACUGCCAUGGCGAUCGAUUGAUUGUAUUAAGGUAAACAGGCCAAAUUAGUAAAUUCUAUAGCAUCCAAUCAUAUAUAAAUAAUAUUAAACAUUUCAUAAGCCAUGACAA
This is a messenger RNA of Drosophila willistoni, 2644 nucleotides long. RefSeq names its product protein prenyltransferase alpha subunit repeat-containing protein 1 (gene temp). Gene Ontology annotation, cellular component: cytoplasm. Gene Ontology annotation, biological process: protein prenylation. Gene Ontology annotation, molecular function: protein prenyltransferase activity. The coding region runs from base 666 to 1871 and encodes 401 amino acids. The transcript is spliced from 3 exons. The record is from RefSeq and is a predicted model, not a curated record. Lineage: Eukaryota; Metazoa; Arthropoda; Insecta; Diptera; Drosophilidae.